UCAGCCGCCGCCCUCCGCCUCAGCCGCGCCACCCUCACCUGCCCAAGGCAACACACACACACACACACACUGACGCAGGUCGACGUGGGGGCAUCUGUGGUGUGUGCGGCUGUGUACCUCCGCCGCCCUCAUCUCCGUCGCCCUCUCCGCUGCCCUCAUCUGUGCACAGAGAGAGAGGGCACGUCAUCUUCCAUCCAUCCGAUGAAUGGUUGAAUGUGUUCCUCCCUUCGGCCGUACCAUUGUCAUCCCCCUGUUGCUGUUGCUGCUGCUGCUGCUGCUGUUGUUGUUGUUGCUGCUGCUGUUGCUGUUGUUGCUGCUGUUGUUGUUGUUGCUGCUGCUGUUGCUGUUGUUGCUGCUGUUGUUGUACUUGUCCGUCGAAUACGAAUUGCGCCACCGCCCCCAACGCCACGCGAGCCAGCUGAGUGGUCGCCGGGAAGCGGUGCUUGAACAGACCACUCCCACACACAGGCGCCUCAGUGGUCCUGAUACGAACAGUCACUGCAGACAAUAGGAGGAAAAGACGCGACAUGUGUGACCAGCAGCACUCCCCCUCUCUCACGCUGACCGUCGAACGCCUGCCAGAUGGAAAUCCAUCCGACGAAGGGGUGGCUCCCGUCGGUGAGCACCAGCCAUCGCUCAAUACCGAAGGUGAUUGUGGUCGUGCAGCCGGCCACUGGUGUGUGGGGCGACUCGGUGAGGAGGUCAUUCAGAAGGCCACCCUUGACAUACCUGAACAGACAGACACCAACAAACGACUUGUGGUGUGCCCUCCCGACCCCCUUGAUUCCGUUGGUGUGUUACCUCUCGAGUGUUGUCACUGUGUCAUUGGUAUUGUUCAAUGAAACGUUGUAGUAGAAGUACUUGAGGAUCUCAUACUUGGCCCACGACGAUACUGACGCAUUGCAGCGCCCCGUGCCAGGAAUCAACACCCAUGUGGACGUGUAAAAGAUGAUGUUGUGUACCGGUGGGUCGUGUGGCUGCCGGUGUUGCUGGUACAGGUGGUCGGCAGGGAGGGGCGGGUCGACCUCCAGCUCGAAGCCGGGCUCGUCCUUGAUGGCCCGCACCACACCGUUAUCGUGUUGGAACAGCUGCAGGCAGGUGCCGUCACUGAAGUGGACGUGGCGGCCGACCAUCUGGAGCUGCGCCAACACACGGGGAGCCGACACAUACGCCUACACACAGAACCGCACACAAACACACAAACACACAGACACACAGACAGAAUGAGGCCUCCUCCGUCCCCUCGCCUCCCGGCCCCUCUGUUUGCCGGCUCACCGUUAUGUUUGCGUGUGUGUUGAUGUCAGCCCCACUGAGGGUCACAGGCAGCUCACAGUUGCCGCACUGCUCCCCCAGCUCAAUCACCUCGCCCACCUCGCCCCAGUCCCCUUCCUCCACCACACACACAGCCGCCAGCAGAUCAUGUUUGCCGAACUGGUCGUCGUCGAACCGCAGCAGCUGCA
Molecule: messenger RNA, 1460 nt
Organism: Vitrella brassicaformis
Lineage: Eukaryota; Vitrellaceae
Source: the annotation of a GenBank genome assembly